AUGGUUCAAAGCAGCCGCGACAAUGUGUCCAGGGAAACAAUUCGAGCGAAGGCCGUGUUGAUGGACGACGUCGUGACAACAGCGAGACUCGAAAGAGACAGCGAGACUCAGAGUACAAGUACGACGCAAGCGUGGCAGUCUGGGCCUGGUCUUAGGCUCGACUACCCGGGCCGCUUGGAGACGAAAGUCGAGACCGCUUUAGCGCCAAACGUGGGUGCUGAACAGUGGGCGCUUGACUCGGGGCGUCCUUUCGGGGAGGAGUUGGGCGACAGGCUGGACGAGUGGAAUCGAUGUGUCGGCAGCGAUCCCACUUAG
This is a messenger RNA of Sporothrix schenckii 1099-18, 315 nucleotides long. RefSeq lists its product as uncharacterized. Bases 1 to 315 code for a protein of 104 amino acids. The record is from RefSeq and is a predicted model, not a curated record. The transcript has a single exon. NCBI's taxonomy places the organism in Eukaryota, Fungi, Ascomycota, Sordariomycetes, Ophiostomatales, Ophiostomataceae.